Molecule: messenger RNA, 2326 nt
Organism: Dreissena polymorpha
Lineage: Eukaryota; Metazoa; Mollusca; Bivalvia; Myida; Dreissenidae
Product: early endosome antigen 1-like
Exons: 22
Coding region: 365-2185 (606 amino acids)
Biological process (GO): mitophagy by internal vacuole formation; mitochondrial protein catabolic process
Cellular component (GO): mitochondrial outer membrane
Source: RefSeq, a predicted model, not a curated record
CUUAUCUGCAUAAAGUGAUAAUUCAGCCAGGAGAGAAAAGGAGCUUUGAUAUUGUAUUGCAAUACAUCUUAAGAAGUAAUUGUGAAAUUAAAAAAGAAAACAAAUUAUCAGUCUGUUGACAGACUACGUUGAGAUAUGAUACAUCGAUAAAGGUCAAACUUUGUUAAAUCGAUACCUGAAUUUUAAUGUUCUAUAUUAAGCACCCGCGCUGUUUAACGUUCGUAGAAGCAACUAAGGAAGUUUAAAAGUUGUUUAUAUCAACCGGGUUUAUGUGGUGUUACCGGAUAAAUAUUGGGGAAUGAGAAUUGCAUUUGGCACAAUUUUAACAGACGCUGUAUUAAUCGUCUAAGAGGAGCUGCAAAACAUGUCAUUUGCCGUUUCUUCUACAAAGCAAACGAAAAGACCGGGAUCAUCAAAGAAUCCACCACCAACACACGACAAGAAGAAAGACACAGCAGUUGCCAAAAGCGUGUCAGAGCUCCAGAAGGAAAACGAUGCCCUAAAAUAUCGCAUCGAAUGCCUAGAGAAGGAAUUUGAUCCGAAAGUGUUUGAAAAGAAAAGUGAACCUCAGACAUACGCGCUAUUCGAGGACGCCUUAAAAAGUGCAGAGGAAACAAUAGUUAAGCUACGAAACGGAAAUUCUUCAAAUGAAAACACUGGCGAGUUAAACAAAGCCAAAGUUGAAAUUAAGGAACUGACCAACAAGCUCAAUCAGAAGGCGAAAGCAGAAGAAACACUGAAACUUGACCUCCAAACAGCUCAAUCAGAACGAGAUGACUUGAAAAAGCAACUAACAGAAGCAAGAUCGAAUAUAAACUCCCUGAAUAGAGAGAAGCAGGAAAAAGACAUUACAAUUAAGACCAAAGAAGAGGAGAUUAAAAGACUUCGCAACAACAUCCUCAGUAAUCUAGCUAAAUUCAACAACAAAGAUACAGAAAUUGCAUCCCUGAAAAAACAUGUCGAAGAGCUUAAAACCACAACCAAUCAAAGCAGUGGUUCGAUCGACACUAAGACAUUGCAGAAACAACUGGAGCAGAACAAACAAGAAAUUGAUCGACUAUCGUCCGAACUAGGAGGCGUGAAGAAGAACCUUGAAAUAAAAAAGGAAGAAGUUCUCAGUCUUAAAGAUGAAAAGAAAGCAAUAGAGAGCAUGCUUACAACGUUAAAGUCCAUUAGCGAAUCGCAAAAAAAUUCUUCAAAGACGAAUACCGAAAUGCAGGACAAAAUUGAAUCUAUGGAAAAGAAGAUCAAUGACAAAGACACAGAAAUUGGAAAGAAAACGUCAGAAAUAGACGGAUUGAAAAACGAAAUCGCUGAUUUAAAGAAGGCUUGUCAUGACGCCUUUGUAAAAUUAGAAACCAAAGAACGUGAAUCAAAGAAAUUAGAAGAAGAUUAUAAAAAGAAGAUAAAUCAAAAAGAAGAAACCAUCGAUACACUUCGGAGAAAAAACACGAUGGAAAAAACAACACCAACCGGGCAAGACGACGUGGGUGAUAUAAAACAGCAACUCAGUAAGGCAACACACGAAAUUGAUGAACUGAAAAGCAGGUUGAGCAAGAUGGUUGGCGAGAAUCUUACAAACAACAACCCAAAUAUCACGGAUCUAAGCGACGAGAAUCGACCUACAAAACUGGCCGAGAUAUAUUCAGAAAUGUACGACAACGAAUGGACAGACGCGUUUGAAGAGUUAGAAAAGCAGGGUUCAAAAGAGCUUAACAUUAUUUCGGAUUUGCUCAAGAUACUUCAGGAUACGCUAAAGUUCUGCGGGAUAUUGGCUGAACAAUAUAUUGCGAAUUUACAGAAAUCUGCUUCUAAAUUACACGAGAAAACAUCGACAACGAAUCAAUACCAAAAGCUUCAUUUGCUGAAAGAACUGAGAAAGAGCUAUGCACCGUCAUUAGCGGAUGAAGUCUUCUCGCUGUAUGUAAAGGAAAAGAAUUUAAAAUUCGGUAAAACACCUAAAGUGGAGGCGUAUACGAGAAGCUGCGUAAAAUUGUCUUGGCUGAUGAGCGUCCAAGACCCUGCAGUUGUAAUUGAUGAGGUCAAAACACCUUCCAAAUUUGACGGCGAUCGAUACAGAGCGUACACACAAUCGGGGACCACAAUGGAGUUCGUUGUGUGGCCAACAAUGCUUCUUCAUUCCGGAGGACCAAUUUUAAUGAAAGGAGUUGCUCAAUGCAAGUGAACAAGAGACAAUAACAUAUAAGCGUGUUUAUUUUAUGUAUUAAUUUGAUUCCGUCCAGUAUCUGUAUUGUGUCAUAUUGUGUUGUAAGAAUGUCUUAAACAUGAUUUUCGGACAUAUUCAAGGCAUAAAAAGUUAACUUUU